UUCCAGAAUUAAAGUUGGUUUUAAUUUGAACUAUUAUUUGAAAGUAUGAGUCGCAGCAGACAUUUACAUUUGAAAUGAAUAUUCUAAAAAGUCGUCACUAUAGAGAGUUCAAAUUUGUGCUCACUCUCCUUGGACAAUGGCCGAAUCAACCACCGUUACAACGAUUUUGCGCACGUUUUGUGGUAUUGUUAGCCAUUUUUAGUAUAUUGACACCAAAGGUAAUCAAAUUUUUUGAAGUUAUUGAAGAUGUCAACGGAAUUAUCGAAUGCUUGCCAAUGAUAAUUCUCCAUUUAGUGAGUCUUACCAAAUAUUUCAAUUGGAUACUCAAUGAAAAAAAGGUGAAUCAUUUAUUUGUACUCAUUGAUCGUGAUGGAAAGGCUUUGAAAUUAGAUCGAGAUGUUGAAAUUAUGAACAAAUGGCUACAGCGUAUAAGAACUGUUUCAACUAAUUAUUCAACUGCCAUGUUUUCAAUUCUCAUAUUAUAUCUCGCAUCACCGGCUAUUCCAAUAAUUAUGGACAUGGUCUCACCGCUAAAUGGAACCCGUGAACGGAUAUAUUUAUAUCAGACAGAGUAUUUCAUCGAUCAACAAAAGUAUUACUUUCAUAUCUUGAUACAUGCGUAUUUGACUGUGCCUAUUUCAGUGGUUGUUCUCGUAUACUUCGAUAACGUCCUCGGAACGAAGGUCCAUCAUGCUUGUGCCAUGUUCGAGAUACUCAGUACUUAUUUAGAAAACAUUAAUGUUCGGAAAAUGACUAGAAGUGGUGAUAAAGAAAUGUCCCAUAAAGGACGCCAUUACAUAGUACACUGUAUAAAUAUGCAUAAAGAUAUUUUGCAAUUUUCAAAAAAAUUGGAAUCAUCAGUUUCUUUAGCUUGGCUAAUAAUAUUAUUUUAUAGUUUGACUAUAAUUUCUGUAACGGGUACGGUGACAGUUAUGAAAUUGAAUCAACCGAGUGAAGCAUUCAAAUUUUUUGCGUUUACUAUCGGCGCAGUUUUUCAUCUUUUUUACACGAGUUUCCAAGGCCAAGAACUAUUACAUCAAAGUGAACGAGUUUUUCAUGCUGUUUAUGAAUCCAAAUGGUAUGAUCUCACUUGUUAUCACCAAAAACUGCUCAGUAUUAUAAUAAUGAGAAGUGCAAAACCAAGUACACUUACCGCAGGAAAAUUGUACAUUCUAUCGUUAGGUACAUUCAGUAUUGUACUCAAAAACGCCAUACAUCGAACAAAAAUGAAUAUUCUACAAAGUCGUCACUAUAGAGAAUUUAAAGUCGUACUCACCCUUCUUGGACAAUGGCCUUCGCAUUCACCCCUACAACGAUAUUGUGCACGUUUUCUCGUAUUGUUUGCCAUUUUUAGUAUACUGACACCAAAGAUAAUCAAAUGUAUUGUAGUAAUUAACGACAUCGAUGGAGUUAUCGGAUGUCUACCUAUGAUAUUUGUCCAUUUUACAAGUCUUACUAAAUAUUUCAACUGGCUACUUAAUGCCGAUAAGUUCAAAAAUUUACUUUAUCUUAUCGAACGCGACGGCAAUAGCUUAGAAGAUCAUCAAGAUAUCGAGAUCAUGGAUGACUGGUUGAGACGGAUAAAAAGCAUUACGACUGCUUACACAACGGCAAUGUUUUCAAUCCUCGGAUUGUUUCUUGUAUCGCCAGCAAUCCCAAAAAUAAUGGACUUAGUUAAGCCGUUGAAUGAAUCUAGGCCUCUAAUAAAUCUGUAUGAAACAGAAUAUUUUGUUGAUCAAGAAAAAUACUACGUUCUUAUAUUAUUACAUUCCUAUAUGACUGUUCCUGUUUCCAUGGGAGUUCUUAUAUAUUUUGAUAUUUUACUUGGAACACAUGUUUUCCAUGCUUGCGCUAUGUUUGAAAUACUCAGAACAUAUUUACAAUCAAUACAUGUCAGUGUUUGUAACACAGAAAUAAGUGACAAAGCGAAAUCUGAUAAAAUCAUUCAUUGUAUUCAUAUGCACAGAAAUGCUUUAGAAUUCGCUGCUGAAUUGGACGCAUCCUAUAAUGUUGCAUGGCUUGUGCUACUGACAAUUUGUCUUGUGGGACUUACUUUUACCGGAACAGCGACAGUAUUAAAACUGAAUGAAACGAGUGAAGCAGUAAAAUUUAUAGCAUUUUCCAUGGGGCAUAUUUUUCAUCUUUUUUUCACAAGUUUUCAAGGUCAACUGCUCAUAGAACAUAGUGAAGCGAUUUUCUAUUCAACCUAUUUUUCGGAGUGGUACAAUAUGCCGCUUUUUUUUAAAAAACUUCUUAUUCCCAUAAUGAUGAGAAGUAUGACGCCCUGCAGACUAUCUGCUGGAAAAGUGUAUAUUUUGUCCAUGGAUACAUUCAGUUCCGUAAUUCAAAAGGCAAUGUCUUUCUUCACGGUCCUCUCGUCAAUGCGUUGAAAGCAACUGGCAACACUAAUUUAAUAAAAAGUGAUACAAUUGUUUUUGUUUUUAUUGUUAUUGGAUUAUUCUUAAAGAAUAUUUGUUAAAAAAAAAUAGAAAACAAACGAAACUGAUAAAUUACUUUCCAAUAUUCAAAUAUACUA
Messenger RNA from Microplitis mediator, 2536 nucleotides. RefSeq lists its product as uncharacterized. Gene Ontology annotation, cellular component: plasma membrane. Bases 75 to 2390 code for a protein of 771 amino acids. Gene Ontology annotation, biological process: detection of chemical stimulus involved in sensory perception of smell; sensory perception of smell. The record is from RefSeq and is a predicted model, not a curated record. The transcript is spliced from 18 exons. Gene Ontology annotation, molecular function: odorant binding; olfactory receptor activity. NCBI's taxonomy places the organism in Eukaryota, Metazoa, Arthropoda, Insecta, Hymenoptera, Braconidae.